AUGGCUUUUGGCGUGUGUUCUAAGUUGCGUCUCGUCCCGGGCGCAAUAUACCCUCCGAACUUUCAAAUCUAUCGAUUUCUCACAUUUUUCCUUGUUAACUCCAGCCUUCUCCUCCUUACAUUGGAUGUUCUCGGCUUCCUUAUUUUCGAUUGUUUUGUUCGCAAUCGAUGGAAUCUAGCUGAAAGGUGGAAAUAUCUUGUUUUGUGUUCAUGCAUUCCCGGAUUUCUUUGCCUCGUGUACUACUAUAUAAAAUUCGCGAACUCCAAAACUGAGGCGGACAUCUACUCAACCUACGUCUCGGGCUCCAGUGCCUUCGUUGCUGCAGUUUUUGUAGUGGUCAAACAGCUUUCUAGUGAAUCAAUGGGCGGCCGGUACUCUUUACUUCUUCACCAUUAUUCUGCUCUCGCCUACCUUACCUGUGUCCUUGUUCUUUCCUUAGUUGAGUUUAUCCCACCGAUUUCUUGUUUAUAUUCGUUCUUGGGCUUCUUAGUCGGAUGGACCUAUUUGCGGUUCGUGCAAAAACACACCGAUGGUAAAAGGGGCGACUUCCGCACAUCUUUCGCUUUCGUCAGGUACGUUUCUUAGUAUGUUUUAGUCCCCUUGUCGGAUUUUAAUGUAGCAUACCAGUAUAUGCGUCAUUAAGUUGUAAAAUGAAGUAGUUCUCUGAAUUCUUAAACACUUUCCCGUUCGCACGCUUGAAUGUUCGUCUCUCAUCUGCUCCUGGUGUGGCAUAACUACUGCAAACCAACACAGCCGAUACCUUGAGCGCAGGGGACCGUUCUAGUCUAUGACCUUGGUCGGGAAAGAAGGUGGAAGCUAGUGGUUAUCAUUGAAAUGCUCAGUACCCAAGGCAGUUGCAAGCAUUCUUUAACUCAUCCGGUGACAGCGGUGUCUGCAUCAACUCAAGACGCCUAGAGGUGGCACCCAUAACGAAAAAUUCUCUGUCAGUUCUGAACAAUGAUGGCAAAGGCGGCCAGAGGUGAUUGCAAAAAGUACUGGUGAUUGAGCAAGUGCGGAGAAAUAAAGGUCGUUCUGGAUGACUGGGGACCAACCAUCUUUGCCCCUGUCCUGAAGGUCAAGUGCCCGAACUACCGUGAUAUAAGCCUCAUCGACGUUACUUCAGGGGCCUUUGCUAUUGUCAUACUCUGGUGACCUCAGAGCGUGCCCGACUGGGACGAGACCAAAGCAAAUUAGGUCCUGAGCCAUAUAUGGGUUGGUCAACCAGGCACUCACACUUCGUGGUAUUCUUGGAUUCUGCAAUGCCUGCCAACAACCGACGACGGUCUUCUUCGUUGACUUUGCCGCAACGUUCGGCUCUGUGCAUCGUGAGCCACUGUGGCGGAUAAGAGCUGGAUGACAUGCCGGCAAAAAUUGUUGUGUGAUCGAGACCCGCUAUCACACAACCACUGUACGAGUUCUGACCCACACCAAUCUCUCGCAGUCGCUCGAUAUUCGCUCUGGCGUUCAAUGAGGUUGUACUAUCUUGUCCUUCCUGUUAAAAUACGUCAUUGAUUGGAUUUUUUGAAGGGCUCUAAGCGGUUCUGACAGCAUUGAAUUUGCAUCCGUACGCCGGUUGACUGAUCUAGACCACGAUGACGACAUCAGUCUGCUUGCUUCAAGCAUUGGUGACCUACAGUCUGUAGUGCGCGGGCGAAUGAGGUCGCUAAACUGGUAGGUUUAUUCAUAUACGCUGGGAAGACCAUUCUUUUCGAGCUGUAUCACUGGUUAGGACACCCCUGGGGAUUAACAGUUAUCACUUCGAAGAAGUGGGCAAUUUCAAAUAUACGGGAGCGCAUUUCCCGCCAAAUGGACAGACAUAAGACGACAUUGGGUUCUGAAUCAAUGCUACCUGCAGAGUUUUCAGUUUUUAAGAAGUACUUAUGGACUUGACGCGACAUCUCCUUCACCAAAAAGAUCAGCGAGUACCCGGCAUCCGUCCGUCCAGCUCACUUAUACAGUUGUAAAUGCUAAGCCAUACGCGUGGAAGGCAGGACUAGAUGAACAGGAUGAACGUAUUCUAUGUCACAUGCCUGUCUCAAUAACCGGUAGAGGUUGAGCUUGAUCUGCUAUUCACAUACAAUGCUGGCUUCCGAUCUAACAAUAAAUAGGGUCGUCCACUAACUGUCAAGACGAAGAUCGCGGAGAGGAGUUAACGGAAAGGGGGUUGUUUUAGAAACAAUUCCGGCGAUUGAGACCGUUCGCUUGGUCUUUGGCAAUUAGUUGCGGUCUGGGAAUGAAUAUCGCUAAGCGGCUGCCGCGGAUCACGGCCUGGUGCGACCUAGAAUGGCCUACAUUGUGACCCACUAGCAGAACGUCACGCCUAACAAAGUCAAUGAAUGACAGAUUUAUGCCUCGACAGAUGUGUCCCGUUUCGCAUGACAAACAAAAUUUAUUUGGGAAUGGGAUCUGUUGCUCAUAAACUACUCAUUUAUUUGCACUGAAGACGACAUUCAUGGCGAGUUUCAGGUUCACUGCGUCACGAAUGGUAGUCUUCCGCUGUUUUCGGUUUCCGCGGACUAUUUGGCAUGCAAGUCUCAGCUUCAAUCGUGUCUAUCCACACCCAACAGGACCUUCAGUCAAGACUAGGUUCCAGGUGAGAUGACAACCCGGACGAUUUUGCAUCCUGCGCAAGGCAGCAUAAUGUUAGUCUGCGAGUCAAAAAGGUGGCAGUGGACGAAUUGAGUUCCCAACGAACUAUAUGGCAGUUUUGUUGAAGACACAAUCACAGAGGCAGAUUCGGACAAUCGAGUGCGGACAAUGUCAUUCGGAUACCUUCGGGCGCGUAUUUUCUGAGCACCCAAGUAAUCCCAAAUACAUGGAAAAAUGGUCUUCACGAAGGCCUCGCAUAUUGGCAGCUUAGUCGAUCUCACACCAAUUCCAGAAGCUUUGACAAAGUUUGGCAAGGGCCGCGCAUGGCCGGUUUAUCCGAGCGUGGAGUCCAUCUUUGCCCUAACCGUUUGAUGCCAAGUCCGACCGAAGACAACAUUAGCUCUUCGCUAGCUCAACAGUUUCACCGUAUGCCGUGGUCGGACAUAUGCUUCGGACUUCGAAGCCCAAGACAACCAUUUUGUUCUUCAAACGGCUAUUUUUAGACCAAACUCGACCACUUUUACCCCUAUGUGGAAGACGGCGCAUCAUAUUUCCCAAAAAUAAGCUCGAAAGCACCAGAAAGCUAACGGCCCAGUCCAUACAUAGGGUAAACGGAAAAGAACCAUGGGGUGGUGUGCUGGCGCAUUUUUAUGGCUUCGUCCCAUUAAAUAUAUGAAUAAACGUGGUGGAGAACGCAGCUCUGCGGAGGCCAGAUAUAACAGCUAAGAAGUAACUUCCUCCCAUUCACAGAGACUUUCGUUCUUGAUCUACGAUAGUUGGCGCUCAAUAAAAGUAGCCGUAUUGGAAUGCUGUUAACUAGCAUGACCAGUGACAAGGAACCCCGACUAACUGUCAGGUACGGAAUCGAAAUCCACGAAAAAGAACAGAAGGGCUUGUUGGUGCCAGUGGCGGUGUUAGACAACUCGACGAGACAAGACGUGUUGAACAGAUCACCUCCUCGGCACCUUAAUGCUUGGUGAAGGAUUUUGCUUACGACUAAAAUUCGGGAUUUUGAUACAAGUUGGGUUCGUUAGGCACCCAAUUCUAUCUUUAGACAGAAGUCCAGUCCAUGAGGCAGCCAUAAAGCGUAUGAUUUACGCCAUAACGCUCUCUUCGCAGCAUACGACGCGUUGUAAAAUAUCCGAUGUGAUGGACCCCAACAUUUUGCACCCUGCUAACGCUACGGCUGCUGGUCAACAAAUGAUCUAUUUUCCCCACUCCGGUCUGCUUAUGUCUAUGCUCACGUUUGCUGAGGUUCGUUCUAUCAACUGCCAUUCUUAGACGAACCGGAGACGACCCGAGCCGACGGAGAAGUCAGUAACCAGUGGUCGUCACUGAAGACAUCAGUCUAUGGGGCAGCUGAGAAAAUCCUUGGAUACACCCAGCGACGCCGCAGUGACUGGAUCAGCGGAAGAACUCUGCAGUUGUCUGCUCAGACGACUAGAGCCAGGUCCCGCAACGAUGACUACUUCCGCCAACUUCGGAAGAUGACUGCAAAAUCGACCAGGGAUGACCGGAAACAAUGUUGGGCUGAAAUAGCGACAUCCAUGGAACAGGCCUCGAACGUUGGUGACACUCGAAAGCUCUACCGUCUAAUCCGCCAAGUUAGUGGUAAGCCCUCUACACCGACUGACUCUGUUCGCGAUGUGAACGGCGGCUUUAUUGCUAACAACUCGGCCAAAGUCGAGCGCUGGCGUGAGCACUUUGAGCACCAUCUCAACUUCGAUACCCAACCUACAUCGUCCUUGUUCUCCUCCUCAGCGGAGUUUCUUCCCUCUCCUACCUAUGCAGUGCCAUGCGAUCCCCCCUCCGAGGAAGAAGUCGCCGAUGCCAUACGAAAGUUGCGCAACAAUAAGGCACCCGGAGAGGACGGUAUACCCGCUGAAAUCUUCAAGUCUUGUGUCGACACUCUGGCGCCCUGGCUCCAUGAGGUGAUUGAACGAGCGUGGAGAGACGAGGUUGUUCCUGCUGAUGACUGGGGCUUAGGCAUCCUUGUACCUAUCCUCAAGAAGGGAGAUAAAACGAGAUGCGAGAACUACCGCGGCAAAAGUCUCAUGGACGUUGCUGCGAAGAUCUUCGCUAUUGUCCUACUCAGGCGAUUCCAGGCUGUGCGUGACUCAAGGACGAGGCCCAACCAAGCCGGAUUUCGUGCUGGACGUGGAUGCGCAGAUCAGAUAUUCACACUGAGGCGCAUUCUCGAAUUUCGCCAUAGCUACCAACAACCGACGGCCGUCUGCUUCGUUGACUUUGCCGCCGCUUUCGAUUCCGUUCACCGUGAGUCCCUGUGGCGGAUGAUGGCGCUAGAUGGUGUACCGGCAAAAAUCAUCGCCAUGAUCAAGGCCUACUAUCGCUCCACUACUGCGAGAGUCCUGGUCCGUAACAAUCUUUCCCAACCGUUCGGUAUUCGGUCUGGUGUCCGACAGGGUUGUAUCCUGUCACCCAUACUGUUCAACUACGCUAUUGACUGGAUCCUCGGGAGGGCCCUACCCGACAGUGACGGCGUUGAAUUUGCACCCGGACAUUGACUGACUGAUCUCGACUAUGCCGAUGAUAUCGCCUUACUUGCUUCAAGUUUUGGUGAUCUGCAGUCUAUGGUGUCACGGGUGAACGAGGUCGCUAAUUCAGUCAGUUUGUCCGUAAACGCUGGGAAGACCAAAGUAUUCUCAAGCUGCAUCCCUGACCAGGAGAAGGCACCCCUGGGGAUUGAUGGCUGUCAACUUGAAGAAGUGGACAGUUUUAAAUACCUCGGGACGAGGCUGCUGCCUAGUGGACAGAGUAAGGACGACAUUGUCUCCCGAAUCGAUGCUGCCCGCUGGGUUUUUUCAAGCCUCCGGAAAUGCCUGUGGAACCGACGUGACCUCUCCCUCGCCAUUAAGAUUCGCGUGUACCGUGCAUCUGUCCGGUCCGUCCUUCUCUACGGUUGUGAAUGCUGGGCUUUACGCGUGGAGGAUGAGCGAAAACUGGAGGUAUUUGAUCACCGCUGCUUGAGGAUCAUCCUUCGAGUGAAGUUAACCGACUUCGUCUCAAAUGAGACAGUCCGCGCUCGCUGCGACAACAUCGCAAGGAUAACUCAGGCCAUCCAAGAAAGACGACUGAGGUGGUUCGGGCAUGUUCUUCGUCGUCUACCUCAGUAGCUCAGUGUUACUGCCCUCGAUCCGGCACCGUUGCCCCAUUGGAGGCGUCGAAGAGGGGGUCAGUUCAAAACCUGGCUCGACACUGUCCGUCAAGACAUGGAAAUGGUUCACGGACCUUCGGUAUUCGGUCUCUGUCGUUGGCGAAGAGAAUGGGUUGAGCUGUGUAAAUCUGCUGCCGCAGAUCGUCACGCGGGGAGAGGUACAGUUCGGGACAUUAUCGAGGCCGGCUAGAUCAGGCAUGAUCGCAGCCGUAUCAAGUUCAAGUAAGUACAAGAACCGGAGGACCAGCAAUUAUGUGAACAGGCAGGUUUACACGUUACGGAUGACAGUGCGAGCGUUUAACGCUGUCCACUUAGCAGUAAAAUGGAGUACAUUCCGAAACUGCAGGCAGAAUUGGGAAAUUUUUUAGUUUACCACGAGAGAUUAUUGUCUACUCGAUCUCUCGGACGGCUUGAUAUACAGCCUAUUUUCGAUCAAUAGUCCACGAAAGAUCGUUCGCUUAUAAUAAAACAAUGGAGAAUAGCUCUCAUGACGGUCUUUUUGUGACUUCUUAAGGAAAAGGCUAUAAAGGAAAGUGCCUGAAACUUCGAGCAAAGUGGUUUUCUCGCGUUAGCCGUCCACGACUUUCUGGAAUUUUGCUUUGAUACUCUGGUCUAGUUAGAGUAAAUUUUGUCCGAACUUUGUCGGAGGGUUUUGGAUUCAUCGUGUCCAGCUGGAAGAAAUCUUUUUUGAGUAACUACCGUUUAGUGAAGUUCUACAAUUCUCUACGGUCGUGGCUCACUAGCUUCUUGUUUUUUCAACUACCAGGUGCACGCAAGCAGAAGUCAAGAGACUUGGUACCGUAUAUCAUGCGGAAACUUCGCAGCUGAAACCCAACGUUAUCUUCUGUUGGACUAUAAAGUGUAUAAGCCUUCGAAUCUUCCAUCGUAACAAUGUUAUUUUACAAUUCGCGUAAAUCUAAGUCUUGCACCAAAUCAAUUCAGCUCAUUAAUUGUCAUCUUCCGGUCUGUUUUUUUUCCCGUUAAUAGCCUAGGCUACGUAUGUAGGCAUAUUCGCCCCAUUUUCACCGGCCUUAUUGCAGACAGUGACUAAAUAUAUUACCGAAUUUCCGCGAAUUAAUACGUUUUGCAUCAAAUGAAGUUCUCCUUCGCGUUUUACUCAUUCUAGAUUUUUUCCUCCGCUCCUCCAGCCGGUUUUGGCUCUUCCAGUCAACCUAAUAUAUGCUGUCGUUGUCGCUUUUGGACUGUGCCCAAAAGUUGGACAGCAGUACGAAAUAAUUUCUGCUUCUACUUUCACCUCGGUUGACAUUAAUAGAACUGGCUCCUCAUCAAAGGAUCACUACAAGUAAGAAACAAGUUUUUCCAUAGACCAUUUUUGUCUUCAAUCGCAGGACUCUUUACUUGCCUCCUUCGGCUGUUCAGCCUUGCAGAGUAACCGUUCCGCCUUUUUAUGCUUGGCAUUCAACCAGAUGUAAUUGACUCUUAUGAAGGCACAUGUGAACUUGUGACAUUUUCUGCGGUUCUACUCUUCUCACUCAAGAGCUUGGAGCUUUACCUAGUUUAAUCCUUUUACUGGAUGUUGCAGCCGAUUUUCAUCCUACAACUGUGAUUAUACCCAUUUAUAGGACAUUGGUCUCCUUAGAAUUGUAGUCUACAGGUCUGCGAGGAUUCCACAAACCCAACCUCGUCCAGCGCAAAAGUAAUUUCAGCAUGGAAGCCACGGACUCCCUUAAUCAUGUCACUUUUUUAUGACAAGUGCGGCGGGUGCAUAAAUAAUGUUAAUUGCAAUUUCAAGCGCCAUAGGAUUUGGCGUGUUGUAAUCAGACAGUCCUAUUUUGCUCAGUAUUGCGUCAGCCAUCGCUGGAGCAGGUUUAACCGGCUCACCUGUCCACAGCAUCUUGAACUGAACUGAUGCAUGCUCUUUGAGCUAGUACUAAGUUUUCGAAAAUCGUCCACUCGACGUCCUUUUCUCGAGUACCGAUCUGUUGGGAAUGCCAUUCUCUCCCGUUGUGGCUUUAGCACACCUGGCUGUUUUUCGAUUAAUCAUUACGGCGGAGAUGUUAGCUUGAUCGGGGCUUGGACCGACGCGGUUUGUGGGUAGGCCAUCUGCCAAAGUGACGUUUUGCUGCAUCACUACCAGGUCCCAGAUUGGCCUACCGAGUUUGAUCUCCGAGCUAUCGUUUGCUAGCCGAAGCCGUUAUAUCGUACUGGUGCCUCAUUUGUCAGACACCUUGUUGCGAAUCGCCAGAGCGCAGAUUUCAUUUGUUGCAGUCCAUAUGUAUUAAGGCAUUACGUGCGGUCCUCGCACAACCGGAAACUCGCAAAUACUUGGUUAAGGGAUAUUACGCUUCCUCGAAGAAGUUUCCAAGCGGGUUAGUGUUGAUGCAUCGGAAAUCCGAGAUGGAGAAGUUAAGUUUUAAUUUGAUGUCCGUAUUCUCACUGAGCGCCAUUGACAGGACUUGGUUUGUUAUGUAAUUAAACAAAGUGACUGAAGAGCCUUACCUUUUUAAUAUUGUGGCGCUGGCGAGAGCUACUCGUACUCUACCGUAGACAAAACUGUGCUCGCGCGGGCUUUUGGUAGGCCUCAAUUACGUUUAGUAGUCUCGGGGAUAUGCCACCAAUGCUCCGGUAUUUCAAAAUGCCUCAUGUCUUUUUAAUUUGAGGCCAUAUUCUGCCGAUGUCGGUGCCAACCUCUUUGGAUUUGAUUCAGUCGUUGAAUUUCUUUGACCUUCAGCAAGAGCUUAGUUUUUGUUCGCGCUGUCACAUUAGCACGUAACUAAACACCCCACCAACUGCCCCCUCUUGGACAACGAGGUUUAUGAGCGUCUAAUUUAUAGGUGGGCGUUUUCAAAAUUGACUUGAGACGCAGACAAAUUUUCAUAAGUUCAUCGCGUGAGGAAUCCUUGGCGUCUUCGUCGAUACCUACCUUCCAGCUAAAAUGAGAAAUGUACUGACGUUUUUUCCCUAUAAUCGAUUCAUUCAUUCGACAGCCCUCACGUUAUUUGAAUACAAAACAGCAAGGAUAUCUUAAAACGCCAAACCCGAUCGUUAGUCGCGAGCGACUUUCUUUCAAUAAGCCUAGAAAGGUACUGAAAGCAAACCCGCCGGGAAAAUUCCUGGCAUUGUGACAUUCUCGGCCGAGGGGUUGUCCACACGUGCAUGACCAUCUUCAAAACAUAAUGCUGACCUAAAAUUUUGCCCCUUACUGCCAAAUCGCCAAACCACUUUUGUCUGGCCUUCUCUCUCUGUGCGACUUUCUUUUUUUGUCUCAUUCUAAGUCUUGAUUUUUAUUGGUUUAUAAGCUUACAUCUACUACCAAGUUCACUUGGUAGAAACUUGCGUUUCAUAAGGUCAUUCCUGGUUUGCAAGCAUUCAGUCUAAGUCCGGGCAGUGCGACCCCCUUUUAUUAUAAAUACGUACGUUUACCAUGCAGGCGGAUAGCCCUUGAGAGUCUGAAUGCAAGACUCUCUCAAAAGGCGUCUGGAUCGGAUCCAUUGGAAGCCUGGCCGACUCUAGACGAAGGCACUGCUCCUGGCCAAUCUGGGAACGGGGGUCUCGGAUCGACUCAGUCUCCGCCAUCAGCCCUGGCCUCCUCCGCUAUCAACGUCAGCCUGCCGCAGUCAGCGAGUGUGUUGUCGGAGGGGGAAGGAAGCCGGGAGGAGAACCGAGAUGAGUCAGCAGUCCAGGUCUGA
Spirometra erinaceieuropaei is the source of this 9414-nucleotide messenger RNA. Lineage: Eukaryota; Metazoa; Platyhelminthes; Cestoda; Diphyllobothriidea; Diphyllobothriidae. The record is from the annotation of a GenBank genome assembly.